Messenger RNA from Ornithodoros turicata, 1395 nucleotides. RefSeq lists its product as uncharacterized. The transcript has 5 exons. Bases 1 to 1395 code for a protein of 464 amino acids. The record is from RefSeq and is a predicted model, not a curated record. Gene Ontology annotation, molecular function: zinc ion binding. NCBI's taxonomy places the organism in Eukaryota, Metazoa, Arthropoda, Arachnida, Ixodida, Argasidae.
AUGGUAGGCGGGAACAACGACGAAUGGCAAGGAUACACGGUGUCGCUUCCUUUCUCGAGCAUCUACGCGUACGUUAACAAGCAGUUUGAGACGUCGCGAUGUUUGCUUGAAGGGGAGGCAGUUUUCGAGGCUGGACAUGUGGUAGAAUGCAGCGUUGUACAUGGGAACAGCGUCUGCACGAGCUUCAUAGCGCUGGUCCUUCAAACAUCAGCACUGAGCAAGGACCCUCACCAGAUUACCGUGGCCAUCAAGGAACGAAUUGUGGACCGCGCAUCAUGCACAUGUAAAGCAGGGAACUACAGAUGCAAACACAUAGUUGCUGUGCUGCUGCACAUCAACACAACAAAGGAGUUUGCAGUGCUGUCACAAACCGAGAUGCCCCAGAAAUGGGGAAAAGCACAGAAGCAAUUUGUCCAAGAGAGCGGUUCAUAUCAGGCAAAAACGAGGGAAAUGCCAGUGCUGGAAGAUGAUGUCCUCGACCUCCUAUUAAAGGGGCUCCCGUACGAAUCAGCAGCCCUCCUUCACAGACAAGAAGGGCCUCUGCCUUGCCUCUCCUCAGAUAGCUAUGCUGAAGCAGGAUGCAUCCAGACACAUCAUGCCCCACUGCCCCGUACCAUAAAAGAAGUGGUGAGACAUCUGUACGAGGCACAACAAAAGGAUGGCACCACUGCAGUUGACAUAGGUGCGAUAUACAGUCAGCUGAAGGACUUGUACACAGACGACGAUCUGUCUGCAAUCGAAGAGCUAACCAGGCAGCAGAGUGCUUGCAAGUUGUGGAAGAACUACAGGAUUGGAUUGAUCACUGCGUCAAUUUCCUACUCAGUGUACACGAGAGUAAGAACACUUCAAACUAAAUGUGGACCCCAUGAUGUGCGAUCACUUUUGAAGACCAUCAUGCGAACACAGACAGUGCAAACGCCAGCAAUGAAAAGAGGACUGCAGUUGGAGUGUACUGCAAAGAAGCAAUACUUAAACCAGCAGAGCAACCACGGAGACCUGGAGAUCAAAGAAUGUGGUCUCUUUAUUUUGAAAGACUACCCUUUCAUUGCGGCCACACCAGAUGGACUUGUAAAGUGCAAGUGCUGUGCUCCACGCACACUAGAAAUCAAAUGUCCGUCGAGCGUUGCUGCAUUUAGGAAAGUGCACAUGUUGCAGAGAGAAGACAAUGCACUGAAGCGUACUAGUCACUAUUAUGCCCAAGUACAGCUGCAGAUGGGAAUCACAAACACGAAGUCAGCUGACGUGUUUGUAUAUGAGAGCCCAGAAGUGCACCUGUUAUUUAACGUGCAGUUUGACAUCGAGUUUUUUAAUGAUGCUAUUCAAAGGUUUCAGUACUUCUUUAGAGGUUAUGUUCUUCCUUGUCUGUUUACGCCACAAAGUUGUGAUUUCAUGUAG